AUGGCUCCAGCGCGCUACAAUGGCAAGCGGGACAAAUACGAUGAGGACCUCGAGCUGUACAAGGACGACGACGGCGAGCCGAUGACGAUGGGCAAGCUUGUGGCGAUGAUUGCCCAGCACAUGCUCGCGAGUCCCGGGGGGAAGAGCGCCGUGAAGGUCGACUCGGUGACGUGGGAGUGCCUGCUGAAAAAGACGAACGAAAAGCUGCGCCGAUCAUGUGGAUACACGAUCGUGCAAAAAGACGGCACGCUCUACCUCACGAACAUCCUCCCCGGUCUGCCGAACGUCGUGGAUCUCGCGGAAAUGGCCGAUGCGCAAAAGGGCUUUCGCUUCAUCGUGCUCGUGUUUCUGAUGAUGGAACGGCCGCCAUCGCUCGCCAAGGAAUUCGGGAAAGUGCCGUCGGAGCGGAUGUGGAAAUUCUUUGAGACGCUCGGCUACUCGAACACGGAGCCCGACGAGGUGCUCGGCGACAUCAAGAUGCUGAUCAACACCAUGAUAAACGAGGGCCUCCUAGCCGUCAGCGCAAAACAAAGCGGACCGGCGCCGGGCGACGACAUCUUGUACGAGUGGGGCCCGGUGGCGGUGAAGACUAUCAGCCCGCAGAUGGUCUUCGACGCGUUCCUGAAGAUCCACGACACGAAUGCCGCCCAAUGGCAACAACACGCCGAGAAAGUGGCCGAUUGGCAGUUUCGGUUUGCAAAAGAAUACAAGAAGCACAGCUACUACGACCGGAAACGCGCGAAGCCCGACGUGCCCGGGGGACGAGGGCGAGAGCUGAAGACGCAGCAACUGCGGCCGCCGACGUUUGCAGCUGGGAUGCGUGCAAUCCAUUGGCCACCGACCAAUCCCUUCCUAAAUGUCCACCUCGUCACGCACACCCACGAUGAUCUGGGCUGGUUGAUGACGGUCGAUCAAUAUUAUGACCGGGAGGUGCAAAAGAUCUACGACACCGUAAUCACCGAGGUGGAAAAGGACAAGAGCAGAAAGUGGGUGCUUCACCCGGACAAAACUCGUUUUGUAGGCCAAAUCGAGCUGAUCGGCGGCGGAUGGGUGCAAAAUGAUGAAGCCGCCGCACACUAUGUGGAUAUUAUCGAUCAGAUGACGUUAGGACUCGAGCAUCUAAAGGUGUUAUUCGGACCGAACUGCAGCCAGCCGAAAGCCGCGUGGCAGAUCGACCCGUUUGGUCACAGCCGUGAAUUCGCUAAUUUGGCUGCACAGAUGGGCUACGAGUCGCUGUAUUUCGGGCGUAUCCACUCGUCGACCGCUCCCCUCCGCCAUUCCACGAAAAACAACGAGUUCAACUGGAUUGGGUCCGAUGAGCAGAAGACCUCGCUGCUGACGGGGGCGCUUUAUUGGGAUUACUCGCCGCCGAGUGGCUUCUGCUUUGACAGCGGCUGUAAUGACGAGGAGAUUCAGGACGACCCGAACCAACCAGGCUACAACGUCGUCCGCCGCGCCCAGCAAUUUCUCAGCUACGUCACUGAACAGGCCAGUCACUACAAGACGAAGAACGUCAUCCUCACCAUGGGAAUGGACUUUAACUAUCAGAUGGCCGAGAAGUGGUACAGGAAUCUCGACAAAUUGAUCAAGUAUUUUAAUGCUAAUCCGUCGAUGGGACUGAACCUGCUCUACUCUACGCCGGCAUGCUACACAAAAGCCGUCCAGAAAGCGCAGCCCGUGCUCACCACCAAAAGCGACGACUUCUUCCCCUACGCCUCGGCUCAGAACAGUUACUGGACUGGGCGAAAUUUGGCAGAAUUUAACCUCGGUAAGCAGCUAUCGGCUCACUUCCUGCUUGGUGAUGACGCGGCGCUGGAGACGGCCAAACGGGCCAGCGGACUGGUUCAGCAUCACGAUGCUGUUACGGGAACAGCCAAACAAGUCGUCACUUAUGAUUAUCAGCAACGACUUCACAAGGGAAUGAUCCAGUUGGAGUCCGCCACGCAACAAACCACAGCCCCGAAGCACCAGCUGUGCCUUGAGGCCAACGAGACGACUUGCGCAGCCAUUUUCAACAAGGCCUCGUACGUGGCUACCGUAUUCAACCCGCUGGGCCAGGCCUCGAAUACGGUAGUCGAGAUCCCCUCCUAUGCAACCCAGGCCACCGUAUACGACUACGCAGGGCAACCCAUUACGGGCGCGCAGCUGGUAGUCGCGGCGUCUAGCCAGGCAAAUGCGGCUGAUGGGGCACCGUAUACACUCUACGUACCGCUACAAGUAGAUCCGCUCGGAUUCCGAUCGAUUUAUGUGGACACGAUGGCAAAAAAGGGCGCGCUCACCGUCCAGAAGCCAGAAACGCCGCUUCGCGACGCGACGUCGACCUUGGAAAAUAGCUUAAUCCGACUGGAAUUCAAUGUAGAUGGCUCAUUGGAGGCCGUCGUCGACAAGACCACCGGCAAUCGACAGCUUCUCAAGCAGCAAUUUUACUUUUAUGAGAGCGCAGGCCUCGGAAGUCAGCCAUCUGGUGCCUACAUUUUCCGCCCGUCCAAACAAAUGCCAGAGAUCAUCUCCGAAUCGAUUCAGCUGGAACUUAUUAGGGGCCCAACCGUAUUCGAAGCCCGGCAAAAAGUGACGGAUUGGGUCUCCCAAACGAUCCGCCUCCACGAAAAUCAAACGUUCAUCGAAUUCGACUGGGUCGUCGGCCCGAUACCGUAUGAAAAACUAAUCCCAACCGGAAAAGAGGUGAUCUCACGCUACUCGACAAAUAUUGCGUCGGCCGGCAUUUUCUACACGGACUCCAACGGUCGCCAGGUUCUCAAGAGAACCCGCAACUCGUACCCGACAUUCCCGUUCAACAACACGGAACCCGUUGCCGGUAAUUAUUAUCCGGUCACCAAUCGACUUUUCCUCAAGGACGCCUCGACGCAGCUCACCGUACUCCCCGAUCGAGCACAGGCCGCCUCCAGUCUCGCCGAUGGAUCCCUGGAAUUGAUGCUCCACCGUCGCUGCUUCUUCGACGACCACUUCGGCGUGGAUGAGGCGCUGAAUGAACCCGGCAAGGAUGGGCGUGGCUUGGUUGUCAGGGGAAAGCAUACGGUAUUGCUGCAGGAUGUCAAGACAGCCGCUUCUACGCACCGUCCACUGGCCGUCGGCGUAUUCAACAAGCCGGUGCCAAUGUUCGCCGAUGUCCAGGAUUAUCCCACUUACCGCAAGAACUACCUCACCAGGUUUGCCGGCCUGAUCAAGGAGCUGCCGGCUAGCAUUAAUGUGCUCUCACUCGAGCAGAGGAGCCAGAAUACCGUACUCCUCCGGCUUGAGCACAUUUUCCAAGCAAAUGAAGAUGCCACGCUCUCCAGUCCGGUCACCAUCGACUUGAAGAAGCUGUUCGCCAGACUUACCGUAACCGCCGUCCAAGAACUGUCACUCGGCGCCAAUCGGAAUGGCCCCGGCACUGAUUCCACCAUCACGCUGAAGCCCCAACAGAUCGGAACCUAUUUGCUGACCGUGCAGGGACGA
Messenger RNA from Mesorhabditis spiculigera, 3456 nucleotides. The record is from the annotation of a GenBank genome assembly. Lineage: Eukaryota; Metazoa; Nematoda; Chromadorea; Rhabditida; Rhabditidae.